Messenger RNA from Penaeus indicus, 2980 nucleotides. RefSeq lists its product as uncharacterized. NCBI's taxonomy places the organism in Eukaryota, Metazoa, Arthropoda, Malacostraca, Decapoda, Penaeidae. The transcript is spliced from 5 exons. The record is from RefSeq and is a predicted model, not a curated record. Gene Ontology annotation, biological process: positive regulation of canonical Wnt signaling pathway; positive regulation of canonical NF-kappaB signal transduction; negative regulation of canonical NF-kappaB signal transduction. Gene Ontology annotation, cellular component: nucleus; cytosol. Bases 1 to 1398 code for a protein of 465 amino acids. Gene Ontology annotation, molecular function: protein serine/threonine phosphatase activity.
AUGCAGUGUUACUUUGGCAAAAAUGGAAGGAUUUAUAGCAAAUGUGGAAGUGGAUAUAAUGUGGAAAGGUACACAGCAGAAUUUGUCAAGGAUCACCUCUUCAAGAACACCAUAGAGAAGAUCAAGCAACUCCGUUCUCAGGCCAGCAUUGUCAAAAAUGGAAACAACAACAUCCCUGGAAGCAGCAGCAAGAAUGCAAAUGGAAAUGGAAAGUCCAGCACUGCAGCCAGCAAGGUAUCGACACCAGGCACCACCACAGCCACUUCGAACAAUGUGAACAAAAAGUCCUCGAGUAGCAGCACCAGCAGCAGUGAGGCUGAAAAUGCCAAGAAAAGCAGUACGACUAUACCAACAGGAAAAACGGAGGAGGCAGGUGCUGAGAAAACUGCAGAGAGUGGCAGUAGUAGCAGUACCAGUGAUUCUGAGGGUAACAAUAAUUGUCAGGCUGACAGUGUAGAGUGCAAAGCUGCUUGUCCAGGCAGUGGUGUGGAGACCAUCUCCCAGCCCAGUUGCGGGUCCAUCUCUUCUUCCUCUUCCUCAUCCUCAUGCCUCGCCUCUACCUCGGCCAAGCCAGCUGACCCCGAGGUGUCGUCCAAGAAGGAUGACCUGUACAACAGUGUGAGCCUUAAGAAACGCAACUCUGUCUCAGGCAGCAGUUCCAAUGGCAAUAACAGUAAUAACAAUAGCAAUAGCAAUAGUGCCAGUAAGGAGAAGAAAGAUGACUCCAGCUCCAGCAACAGCAGCAGCAGCAGCAACAGCAACAGCAGCAGUAGUAGCCAGUCUUCUGGGUACAUUGACAGUCAAAAGAACAUAAACUACACCAGACUAUUAACAGACCAAAUCAUGGCAGUAGACAAGCAAGUAGUGCAGCAUUGCAAGAGCAGGACAGACAUGUCAGGCACAACAGCAGUAAUUGCCUUGUUGGAUGGUGAGCUGCUGGUUAUUGGCAAUGUGGGCGACUCCAGAGCAGUCAUGGGUGACCUCAAGGGAUCAACCAUUCCACUCUCCUUUGAUCACAAGCCUAACCAGCUGAAGGAGAGACGACGAAUCAAGGAGGCUGGAGGCUUUAUCACCUUCUCAGGUGUUUGGCGUGUGGCAGGCAUUCUGGCAACCUCCCGUGCCCUCGGGGAUUUCCCCCUCAAGGAACCUCGCAAGCUGGUCACAGCCGAGCCAGACGUCCUCACAUUCAGUCUUCGUGAUCACAAGGCACACUUUGUCAUCUUGGCCACGGAUGGGCUUUGGGAUGUGUAUAGCAAUGAGGAGGCAGUAGCAUAUGUGCGAGACCACAUCCAUGAGUCGGACUUUGGCGCCAAGUCCUUGUGCCUGAGUGCUUACUACCGGGGUUCACAGGACAACAUCACUGUUGCCAUCCUCAACAUAGACAAGUUGGGCUUGUGAAUGAUGCAUUCAUUCUUCUUGAUCAUUUCCGUAGUUCAAAAAAAUGAAAUCCUGAGAGCCAUAACCCAAUGGGCAACUGACUACAUAUAUUGAAUAUAUAUAUAUAUAUAUAUAUAUAUAUAUAUAUAUAUAUAUAUAUAUAUAUAUAUAUAUAUAUAUAUAUAUAUAUAUAUAUAUAUAUAUAUAAUAAAUAUGAUUAAAUAAGGCUUUUGUGUCCCAUAACCAUUUCAGUAAAAAUAUUUAUCUAAUUCCUCAAUAGGAAAAGUGGUAGGCUCAUUUAUCAUAGGUUUAUUAACCAGAAAUAUUAACUAUAGAGCACUUUUCUGUACUUUGAUUUCAUUCUAAUAUACCAUGGCUUGACCAGUUCAUUCAAAGGAGUCAGUGGGAAAUAGAUUUCUUAAAGUCACUUCAGAUUGGUUAUUCAGUUGCUUUAUAUGUUCUGGGUGUCUCUCUCUGCUGAUGACUUGCGUUACGUCUCAGUGGAAGGUUUAUUAGAAGGCUAGUCAAGUUGUGUUUUGCCAUGGCAGGAUUAGAAGAAUGCUAGUGUGAUAUACUACUCAACGAUAUGUAAAUAUAUAAACACUAUAUUACGUACAUAGGUAAGGUUUUGAUACGGAUGGCUACUCUAUUUUGGGAUUCAGAGCGAAAUAAUUCUGUGGAUUUUUUUUUUAUUAUUAUUAUAGUAUUAACAAGGUCAUUAUAUGGAUAUAUGUGCAUAUACCAUUUUUUGUGUUCUGUUUCCAAAAAGAAAUGUAUGCUUUCAGAAUGAAAAAAGUCAGUAUAACUUAAGGAAGAAUCAGUGGUUGAUCUAUUAAUGUUUUAAGGUGGAAAUAAAUGUAUAAUUAAAUGAAUAAAUAUAUUAUUGAAGAAAAAUAUUAGAACCAUAUUUAUCUGACUGCAUAUGCUUUGGACCUCCGUCCCUUAGGCUCUUGUUCUGUAUGUUUUCUCUGGCAAGCUGUAAGUCCUUUUUCUGUUAGUUGUAAAAAUAGAAAGAAUGUCAGUGAAUGAAAUUUAUCAGUUCAGUAUGCAGGGAAGAAACACAGAUUUGUGUAUUGUGCAAUAAUAUUUAUAGUGUUUUUGUAUUUUUUGAUGGGAGCCAUUCUUGUGCAUUUAUCAAAAGUUACAAAUACCAAAUUGUGUUUAGUGCUCUCUAUGUAUUUAUUAUUAAGACACUGCUUAUUACUCAGAUGAUAAUUGUUACCAGUCAGGAUCUUUUGAUACCAUAGAACAUUAUGUUAGCACUGUUCAAUCCAGCUGCAGCCACACAGGAAGGCUUCAUUAUGCUAAAUCACCUCUACAUUCAUGUAUUCUUUAACCUGUUAGUAAGAACAAGGCAUAUGUGUAAAAGGCUAAAUACUUUUAUUUAAGGAUCUCUGUUGAAUAGCUCAUGAGUGGCAAUGGUUCUCCUCACAUCAUUCCUAGGAUUUUUUUUUGUUUUUGUUUUUGUUUUUCUGCCAGAUUUUGUUUUUCUCUCUUUCACUUCUAUUAAGUAUUUUUUGUAGGUGUUAAUUUCAUAUAUUUACAUUUUACUUUUUUCACGUAUUUGUGAAGAAAUAAUUGUGUAUUAAAAAAAUAUGCUCAA